UGCGCGAGGCAGUGCCAAGGAAGGACCACAAGGAGUCAUAGCACUGCCACGGCUCUGCCCAGAGACUAUCUUCUCAGUCCCCAGUGCCCCAGAAAAAGAAGAGGCUUGAGAGGUGUCGCUCUCCCCACUCCAAGCCAAAAGAGCCUGUGGCAAGGAGAUCCAAUUCAGGCCAUGUCACCUCGGCCCCUCCGCUUCCCAGGGUCUCGUCAACUCGUGCCCGACCCUGGGGCCCAAACUUACCCUUGCUAAUGGGCGUGUGGGUCUCCAACAAAAGGGGAACUAAAUAUGGAACUAUGAUACUUAUGAACGACACACACUUCCUUUUUAAAGUAGUGAUACUUUUGGUUAUAUAUGACCAAGAGCUACAGAGAUGCUCUCCAUCCAUGCAGCUGCUCUUCUAACCAUGCUGAUUAAACACUACCCCCUGUACUUACUGAUAAAUUUGCUUUGGACUGGUGUAACUGUUUCAGGAAAUCAAGAAUUGCAGGAAUUAAUUAAACCACAAAAGGUCGAAUUUCACUCAUUAAACUUCAACAAUACCUUGCAUUGGCAGCCUGGGAGGGCUGCCACAGGUGACAUCAUCUAUUUUGUGCAGUACAAAGUGUAUGGGCAAAGCCAAUGGAAAAAUAAAGAAGAAUGUUGGGGUAUUCGUGAAGUUUUUUGUGACCUAACACAUCAGACAUCUGAUAUCAGAGAACCUUAUUAUGGCAGAGUGAAAUCUCUUUCAGCUGGAGUCCAUUCAGAUUGGAACACCAGCAGCAGAUUUACUCCGUGGAGGGAAACAAAGAUAGGACCUCCAUCAGUAAAUGUGACUCCUGGAAACAAAUCUAUAAAAUUAAAGCUCCAGGCUCCAAAUUCACCUUAUACAAGGAGAAGAGGCAGCAAGAUACCAAUGACAAACUAUUAUGAUCUAUUAUAUCGAGUGUUUCUAAUCAACAACAUGCUAAAUGAAAAAACCAAAAUACUGGCGUAUGAAGGAACAGACAAAGUUGUUAAAAUAGAAGAUUUGAAACCUGAAGUCAGCUACUGCGUAGUGGUUGCAACCUACUUGCCAGUGCUGGACCGCAGCAGUGUGUACAGCAGUAAGAAAUGCACGGUACCCCUAUGACAUGGUAAGUAAACAAAAGAGAAGCUGCAUGGGAUCCCAGAAGCUAGAGAUGGUAAAGACCUACCAGACUACCUAGUCCAUGCCCUCGCCAACACAAGAUAGAACAAAAUGUCAUGAAACUGCUACUGUAUUUGAAACUCAGGCAAUAUACACAAAGCUUUCACACACUUCUCUCAAAUCUGUGUUGAUGUCACAAUUGUACAGGAAGCCAAAGCAGAAGAAAUAUGGUAGGUACAGUACGUUCAAUUAUUUGCUUGUUGACAUUAGUGCUUAGAUCACCACAGUAUCUGCUUUAGGAAAAACCCUCAUAUAAAUAGAUCAGGAAUGCCCCUUAUUUCCCUGUGUUUAAAUAUAGCUACACAGUAUUAUUUCCAUCAGCUUUGAUGGCCUGGAAGUAACAAAUACCCUAUGUUACUGGUCAGAGUUAUGUCUACACUUGCAGAGUUUUUGUGCUGUGAUAGGGAACCGGUGAAAGUAAAGCGCUGGUUUGUGUACUCACUGAAUUCCUCAGGCAUCAAACAGUGUUUACAUUAGCAGCACUUCCAUCGCGGAUGAGAGCAGCGCUCUAGGGCAGCUCUCCCACAGUGCAGCUCUCUCGAUAGGUCUUGUGGGAAGAGGGGGUGAGCAAAAUGCAUUCUGGGUCCCUACUCAGUGGCCCGUGAUGCAUUGCUUCUUGUCCCAGCAUCCCCAUUACUUCCUUGUUUCUUUCGUGGCAUUUUUUAACCCCCCCUGCUGUCUGGCUUCUUUCCCUGCCACAUCUACAAGCAGGAAUGGAUCCUGCACUGCUGUCCACUACUUUGAUAGCUGUCACUUGCACAUCCCGCGUGGCAGUGCAGCUGUUUUUAAACUUGCAAAGAGAGCUGCAGUCAGAGAUGCCUGAUGAGCUGCCUGAAAUGGAAAUAAGUAACAUUUGAUUGCUUUUGGCAUUAACCGAGGAGCUGAGCACUGUGAAACGGCAUUUUUGGACUAGGGAAACUAGCUCAGAGUGGUGGGAUCGUAUCGUUAUGCAUGUCUGGGAUGAUGUCCAGUGGCUUCAAAACUUUCGGAUGUGGAGAGCCAUCUUCAUGGAACUGUGUGCAGCGCUUUCCCCAGCCCUGCGCCACAAGGACACCAGACUGAGAGUUGCACUCACUGUAGAGAAGCUUGUGGUAAUCGCAUUGUGGAAGCUGGCGACUCCAGACAGCUACCAGUCGGUUGCGAACCAGUUUGGAGUGGGGAGAUCGACCGUUGGUGCCGUGGUAACUCAAGUGUGCAAGGCCAUUAAUCGUAUCCUACUGUGCAAGACCGUGACUCUUGGUAAUGUGUGUGACAUUUUGGAUGGCUUUGCAGAAAUGGGCUUCCCUAACUGUGGUGGGGCUAUAGAUGGAACGCAGAUCCCUACUGUUGCCCCGGCCCACCUUGGCACUGAGUAUAUAAAUCGUAAGGGGAUCUUCUCCAUGGUUUUGCAGGCGCUAGUGGAUCACCGUGGGUGUUUCACUGAUAUUAAUGCUGGAUGGUCCGGAAAGGUGCAUGACGCACGUAUCUUUAGAAACACUGGCCUGUACUGAAAGCUGCAAGUGGGGACUUUCUUUCCAGACCAGCGGCUCACCGUCGGGGAAGUAGAAAUGCCCAUUGUGAUCCUGGGAGACCCAGCUUACCCACUGAUGCUAUGGCUCAUAAAGCCAUACACUGAAAACCCAGAUGAUAGUAAGGAACGUUUCAGCAACGGGCUGAGUAGUGCAGAAUGGCUGUCGAAUGCGCAUUUGGCCGUUUGAAAGCUCGCUGGAGAUGUAUGAACAGUAGACUGGAAAUGAGUGGGGAAAAUAUUCCCAUGGUUAUUGCGGCGUGCUGUACUUUACAUAACAUUUGUGAGGGGAAGGGCAAAAGAUUUACUCAUACGUGGAGCCUGGAGGCCGAACGCCUGGCUGCUGAGUUUCAGCAGCCAGAUACCAGGGCUAUUAGAGGGGCACAAUGUGGGGCAGUUAGGAUCCAGGAUGCCUUGAGGGAAAAGUUUGCAAACGAAAAUCAUUAAACUUUGCUAUUGUGCUUGGGAAAGGAAGUGUUAACAGCAUGUGCUGUGCUACGUGGUGGUUCUGUGUGUAAUUUCAGUGAAGAUGAAGUGCUAGUUGACUUGUAGCUGUGAUGACAUGUACAGAAAUGUGAACGCACAAAUAAAGC
Trachemys scripta elegans is the source of this 3265-nucleotide messenger RNA. It is a transcript of the gene IL22RA2, whose product is annotated as interleukin 22 receptor subunit alpha 2. The transcript has 5 exons. Lineage: Eukaryota; Metazoa; Chordata; Testudines; Emydidae. Gene Ontology annotation, molecular function: interleukin-22 receptor activity; protein binding. The record is from RefSeq and is a predicted model, not a curated record. The coding region runs from base 371 to 1108 and encodes 245 amino acids.